UCUUGAAGAAGCCUCUAAAACAGAGCCAGAUUGCAAAGUCCCUUUCUUAUCAAUUGCUACUCUAUACUUCCUUUACUACCUUAGCUUUACUAUAAAGUUAGCCUGAAAUAGCCUUUUGUUUGUGCUUCUUUUUGCUAAUUUCAUUUUUCAUUAAGUUCCCCUAUUUGACUUCAUUCCUUUGGAUUUUAAUAUUGAAAACUAUUCUCAGUCUUUUGAUAUGAAGUCUUAGUGUGCUCUGCAUUUCAUGCAAGUGGUUGCUCUAUACACAAUACCGGACAAAAUUAGACAAUUUAGUAUACAAAAAUUUAGAUUAUUUUUCUUGAUUAAUACUAUCGAGAACUAUCCUAUCCUCCCGAUCAUGAAAUUUUACAUUUGCAUUAUCUGCAUACUCUGUUUGGGUGUAUGGUGCAAUGGAGAUGAUGAAAAUGUGUCAGCUCCAAUGAAGAAAACAGAACAAGAAGCUCUGUAUUCUACUAUUCAAGAUUUUGUGGUUAAAUCUUGGAAUGGAUCAGAUUUGUAUCCAGAUCCAUGUGGUUGGACUCCAAUACAGGUAAAAUAUUUCUACUUUUUAAUUUUUUUAACCCCUUUUUGGCAUCAGUAAAAUGUAUAUGAUGCUAAACAUUUUUGAAAUUACUGCAUAUACCUAUACUGAGUAUUUUGUUAUGUUUUCUGAACAUUUGUGUCACCUGCCAUUUUCAUCGACCUAUUAUUUAGCUGUUUUAAGUGUCAUAAAAUGAUCAGAAAACACAGGCAUUCAAAUUUGUAGGAUCUUUUACAUAUUUCAUAUCAAAAUUUCGAGGGGACCAUCGUCUAUCCCAUCUAAUAUCCAACUUUAGUUUCAUUACCAGAUUGUGAAAUCUAAUUCGUUAUCUUCCACAGGAUCUCUUGUGAUCUAUUUGAUGGCUUUUGGCAUGUCACAGAAUCGAUAAUUGGACCUAUUCAUGAUAAUUCUAUUAAAUGUGCUCAAGAUAUGGAACUUAUAAGUUCCCAUUUAUUCUCACUAAGGCACCUAAAAUCACUCUCACUCUUCAAAUGCUUUGUCUCAUCGCAACAUCAUCCUGUUGCACUUCCUACAGAGAAUUGGUUCUCUUGCUGGAAGCUUGGAGGUACUUGAAUUUCGAUCAAAUCCCGGUCUCGUUACAAAAAUCCCGGCUACUUUUGGUUACCUCAGGAAUCUCCAUUCAUUGGAAAAUGAUAGUCUGUCAAGGCCAUUUGUACAGAGCCUGGCCAGACUAUCUCUCAAAUAAGGGGCCCACACCCAUUUUUUAAGGGCAAAAAAAAUGCCCACCCUCUCAUAGUAUGGCUAGGGUCUGUGCAGAUGACCCUGGCAAACUAGCAUAGUCCCCAUUCAUUAGUGCUUAUGCAAAAUGGGCUAAAAGGUGAAAUACCGACUACUAUUGGCUACUUAAUCAACUUAAAGCAGUUGAAUCUUGCUGGAAACUCUUUUAAGGGAAGAAUCCCAGACAAGUUUGGUGGGCUGAUUCAGCUUCAAAUUCUUGAUAUGAGCAGAAAUUCACUAUCUGGUGCUCUGCCUUUGAGUUUUGCAGGGUUAACUUCACUAUUGAAGCUUGAUUUAAGCAAUAACCAAUUGGAAGGCAAAAUCCCAUAUGAGUUUGGAAAUUUGAAGAAAUUGACGUUAUUGGAUCUUAGUAACAACAGAUUUUCAGGUGGAAGAACCAAAUCAUUUGAAGAAAUGAGUUCAUUGGAAGAGUUAGUCCUCUCGAACAAUCCCAUUGGGGGAGACCUAAUGAACGUCAGGUUGCCUAAUCCGAUAGGCCUAACCGUAUUGGACAGGUCUAAUACGAGUUUGACAGGUGAAAUUCCAGAGUCCAUUGCAGAGUUAAAGGGACUCAGAUUUUUGGGUCUUAAUGAUAACAAACUCACAGGGAACGUCCCCCCAAAGCUUUCAUUUUUGCCUAAUGUUAGUGCAACGUACCUCAAUGGAAACAAUCUAACUGGGGAGAUAAAAUUCUCCGAAUGGUUUUAUGGAAAAAUGGGUCAGCGUUUUCGGGUCUGGGACAACCCGAAUCUCUGCUACUCCAUUGGUUCGAUACAAACAAGGCAUGUUCCGUCUGGGGUAAAACAAUGUCAGCAAGAAGCCAAAAUGCAGCAGUUGAAAUUUAGAUGAAAUUAAACUUUUCAUUCUAUCUGAAAUUUAUUCAUCUUUUGUGAUCUCCUCAAUUUUAUCGUGAUAACUAACAUCGGCAUAUUGUACACAUAUCUAAUGUUAGUUCUAAAUAUGUGAAUCACAUAUUAAAAUUUUGAUCUUUGGAAUCGUUCAUAGGUAAAAUCAGAAUU
Messenger RNA from Olea europaea var. sylvestris, 2298 nucleotides. Its product is annotated as piriformospora indica-insensitive protein 2-like. Bases 1361 to 2128 code for a protein of 255 amino acids. The record is from RefSeq and is a predicted model, not a curated record. The transcript has a single exon. NCBI's taxonomy places the organism in Eukaryota, Viridiplantae, Streptophyta, Magnoliopsida, Lamiales, Oleaceae. Gene Ontology annotation, molecular function: protein binding.